Messenger RNA from Serendipita indica DSM 11827, 3552 nucleotides. The record is from the annotation of a GenBank genome assembly. Lineage: Eukaryota; Fungi; Basidiomycota; Agaricomycetes; Sebacinales; Serendipitaceae.
AUGUCCUACUCUCGAGAACGAAUCACGACGCGCUCUGACGCGCCCAUUAUCAAUCCUUACGAGCAAUUUACACAGCCAGAAUUUGACGACUUUAUCGGCGGACUGACGAGCAAGAUUCGAGACGCACUCGACCCGCGCGCACGGCUCCGCAAUAGGGACCGAACAGCAGGAUCUGAGGGCGACUUUUCGCAUUCGGGCUCGUUUUACGAGUAUUCGUUUGGCCAGCGACGGAGUACGAGUGUUGGCGAGGGUAGUUUGCGCGGCGCGAGUGUGCAGAGCGUUCCUCGGUCGAGUGAAGAGGUACAAGAGGAAGAGGAAGAAGGGGAAGAGGAGGAAGAUGAGUUGGACGAGGAGCGAGAGCCGACGCCGGUCAAAACGCCUGCGCCAAUGGUUGUUGUCAGUGGCGCUGGGGAUGAAGACAGUCCGUUUGUCAUUUCUGAUGAUGAGGAAGAGGACAAUGUUCCAGCGCCAAUACCUCAAGUGGCCAGUCCAAAGCCGGCCUCGACUCUGGAGCAAGUAGAGGAAUACGAGGACCAGGAAGACGAGAUUGGAGGGGAUGAAGAAGAAGAGGAAACGGACUCUGUACUUCUUGACGGAUGGAACGGUGCUCCUGAGGAUAAUGUGCAGGACGUUGACGACGAUGAAGAGUUGCAAGUAGGUGAAGGGUACGAUGUCGAAGAGAAUGCAGAUGUCUUGUUUGAGGAAAGCGGCUCUUCACCCUGGACGCAGGACGCUACCGACCGGCAAGAUGGUGAAGAUACGAGAGAAGGCUCUCAUCAACUCGACGAAUUCUUCACGGCAGAUGCAGACCAUGCCAACUUUUUCAUGACCGACAUGCCGCUUAUGGCCGAAUACGUCGAGCACGAGGUCACACAUCAACCUACGCCAGGCAUUGUAUGGCCAUUUCAAGCGGGCGCUGCUGAGAUUUAUAGCUCCCAAGUCAAUUCCAUAUCCCCAUUCUUCGCCCCGUCGACCAACUUCGCCCAGGAAGGAGGUCAAAUGAACACGAGGGAAUCACAGCGAGUUACCUGGAAUCUUUCGCCGGAGUACGCGCCAGUAGAUCCCACGACCUAUGCGAUAGCUGGCUCCUACGACCCUGUUAGCGGCGCGGGUGACGACGAAGAUGUAGAGACACCCGCCGAGUUGCAAGAGCCGGAUGAAGAGCAAGCUAUUGGCACGCAAUCGACUGGAAUAGACGAUCUGAUAUCUUCGACUACACCACCGCUCUCUCCUUCUGGUUUCACGACCACAGUCGCUGACCCAUCACUGGUCUCAGACAACUCGUCAAUCGCCACCAGUAUUGCAGCGGUCGCCGAGCAGGCACAGGACGCUGCCGUUAUCCAUCCGGUUGAUUCGCCUCCGAACGAGUUGGGUGACGCAGACCGUACGUUGCCGGCUGAAGUCGUGCAAGACCUCAAUCGCGACGUCGUCGACUUUCCAGACCCUCAUCGUGUCCCAGAACCGACACUUUUUGGAACUCCGGAGGGCGUUUCGGGCAUCUCCGGACAUGCUGUUGACCCAAGUCUCUGGGCGGAAGCGCCAACGUCCAACGUUAGCGAACAGGAUGCUAGUAGCACAAAGGAGGAAGAGACCAUCUCGCCUAAAUCUCAAUCACCGGAUUUACCACCCGCGUAUAUGCUUAUUCCUCCACAAAUAGACACACGAGAGUCUAGCAAUUCCCAAUUAGGCGGACAUCGUGACGCUUCCGAGCACCAAACCGCCUCCAUUCCUCUGGAAACGCCACAAGAGGAGUUGGAUUUGCUGGGUCGGGGUCUUUUGGUGCGGCAAGAUAGCGACUUGCCUUCGACUAUCGAUGGGGACGAGGAGCUGGAAGCAGCUCAGACUGUUCGAGGUUCAACGCCUGCCAGGACAAUUGAGCUCGCGCCUACAAUGUCAGAGUUGACGUUCACUCAAGAUGCCGAUGACUUGACUCCGCGAUCUUCUGUUGCAUACCCGAGCACGUUGAUUGGGACGAGUCAACUCUACCCACUUCCCGAGGAUGAAGAAGCACCCAUUCCUACACAGGCGACCAUAGAUGCGGAUCCUGUGGAACCAGGACCUCGAAUCGGCGAAUCCACCUUGCGCUCAGAUGACGAGAGUAGUGCCUUGACAUCGGAUGAAGAGCAACCAGCCAAUGCUCGUACUCGGCGCAAGAUUGCCAAGGGAAAGCGGCAUGCUCCCAUGGGCAGUCGUGAACUCAAAGCACUAGAACUGGACCCUCUAACGCUGGAUAUGCCCCGAGCGCGACGUACUCGAUCCACACAGCCGUCACCAGUUGUUUCUUCUGCUCUUCCUACGUCCAAGGGUAAACGUGUCGCGAAACGGAGUGCAUCCAGUCCUAUCACACCCACUGUGGCACCAAAGAGGACAAAGCACAACCUGAGGAGUCAACCUACACUGUCGUCUACUUCCAAGGCAUCAUCUCCAGCCUUGUCCCAUGUUGCUUCAAAGGCAGGCGAGAUCGAGGGCUCCGUUGAUCACGACGGUGAUGACGAGAGCCGAGAUGAGCGUGCACAUACACCCUCGACGACGAGUCGCAAACGGGUCAAGGUCAAGCGAAAGCGCAUAGCUCGAGGGUCGCUCACGGGGGAUGACGAAGAUUAUCUGCCCGAGGAGGCUGAGCGGAGCAUCAAGAAGCGAAAGGUGGCUGCACAAGAGCAAGACUUGGAUCACAGCCUGGAAGUGGUAGACCUUGGAUCGGUCCUAGAGCACGCGGAAGCGGACACGGCACACAAAAAGCCUUCCAAAUCGAAAAAGAGAACGGCGGAACUUCGAGGAGAAUCUCUCAGCGUGACUUCCACUACGCGUUCUGAAAGUGAAGGUUCGGAUUUUGAGCCUGAUGCUCAAAGGGACGAGGAGGAGAAUUCUAGCGCUGAAGAGACUGUCGAGGACCAUGCACAACUGCCAGACCGCAGCGGAGAAGCCGAUAGUCAAGCGACUGAUCAAAAUCCCGCUGAUAGUCACCCAAAACGCAAGCAUCUGCCGCGUGGUCACAGAAUACCCAACGACUUGCGCGUCUACAAGCCCGAUGGCGGCGAGUCGCCUGACGAAUACUUGCCAGAGACGGAGAUUGCAUACCUCAUGGACGUGCGAGGGAUUGCAGAAGGUGCUGAGGAGCGCUUGGCCGAACUGAGGAAGCAGAAACGGGAAAAGCACAAGGCUAAGCCUCUAUACGACGAGAAGGCUAGUCAAGAUGCAGAAGGGACUCACUCAAUCACCAAGCCUCGCAAGCCGCGAUCAAAACAGUCAAAGAAGGCCAAACCCGCCGCACCUGCUGAAGAGGUCAAGCCAAAGGCGAUAGAUGAGGCUCCAGUGGCUUCACCAUCUCUUGCAUCAGACUCUGCAGCGCCGUCGACAAAGACUGAGCCUCGCCAAGGGAGCGUUGCCACCUCUUCGUCGAUGGAGGUCGAUGCGCCACCCGCUUCAAAAAUGCAAGUCAAGACUACUGGCCUAUGGAGUAGCCUCAGGAACUUCUGGGGCGCUGCCAGCGCUCCGACCACUCAGGCGGAUGCGAAAGGUUCAGGGGAGGACGAUAGUAUGGAUGUCGACUAG